AUGCCUGUAAUCCGCGUCGGAACUGCCUCGCCGGCCACCGGCCCCACCAAGGCCGCCACUCUCCGACACUUGGCCGACCUCGCUCGCCGAGCUGCCGCCCAAUCCAUCGACAUUCUCCUGCUCCCCGAGGCUUACAUUGGCGGCUACCCACGUGGCACGGCUUUCGGCGCUGUCGUGGGUGACCGCCCCUAUGAGGGGAGAGAAGAGUUUGCUCAAUACUUUGAUCAGGCUGCGGACUUGGGCGAUACCGUGGGCGGAGGCGCCGGGGCUGGAGCGAAAUGGGUCAAGAGGGAGCUUGGUGGCGACGAUGACUUGCUGAGGGGAGAUGGCACGAGAGAGGAGUUGGAGAAAAUCGCUAGUGAUACCGGAGUUUUCAUUGUCACCGGCAUCAUCGAGAAGGCUGGCGGUAGCUUAUAUUGCGCUGUAGCGUUUGUUUGCCCCAAAGCUGGUGUAAUUGGAAAGCGACGCAAGGUUAUGCCCACCGGUACAGAACGCCUUUGCUGGGCCCAAGGAUCUCCCGCCACGCUCAAGGCCGUGUCGACCAUCAUCCGCGGCCAGCGAGUCAAUAUCGGGACCGCCAUCUGCUGGGAAAACUACAUGCCUCUCGUCCGCCAAGCGCUGUACGAGCAAAACAUCAACUUAUACCUAGCCCCGACAGCAGACGGCCGAGAUGCAUGGAUGGGUCUCAUGCGCACAGUCGGCAUCGAGGGACGAUGCUUCGUUGUGAGCAGUAACAUGGCGGUACGCAAAGACAGCAGCACUCGGGCAGCUGCAGCGUCACAACCAAGCUUUACCCGAAGCAGAGCGAGACGUAACUCUGCAUUUACUGAUGAAGGCUUCGAAAUUGCGCUGCCGUCGACAAGCCCGACUCGUCACAAGCGCAGAAAGUCGGUAUUUGACGAGGACGGCAACGAAAUCGUUCUUUGCUGUGAUGAAUCAAACGGAGCCGAGCAGGACGGUGCCACUCCAAGAGUCCAGCCCGGGAAAAAUGUCCCCGGGGCUGACGGUUGGAUUUCCCGGGGCGGGUCGUUGAUUGUCAAUCCUUUCGGUGAUGUUCUCGCCGGGCCGCAAUGGGAAGACGACGAGGGGCUCAUUUUUGCGGAUAUUGACCUGAGGGAGUGUAUCCGGGGAAGGCUUGACCUUGAUACGGCAGGACACUAUUCCAGGAACGAUUCGUUCAAGUUUAGCGUGACUGGACUAGACUUGGAUCCUUUGCCGUACUAG
Molecule: messenger RNA, 1224 nt
Organism: Metarhizium album ARSEF 1941
Lineage: Eukaryota; Fungi; Ascomycota; Sordariomycetes; Hypocreales; Clavicipitaceae
Product: nitrilase
Exons: 2
Coding region: 1-1224 (407 amino acids)
Molecular function (GO): catalytic activity
Source: RefSeq, a predicted model, not a curated record